Molecule: messenger RNA, 945 nt
Organism: Parnassius apollo (apollo)
Lineage: Eukaryota; Metazoa; Arthropoda; Insecta; Lepidoptera; Papilionidae
Source: the annotation of a GenBank genome assembly
AUGUUAAUUUGGCUUAUAUCCUCCAUUGGACGCAAUAGAAAAGUUUCAGUGAAAGAAGGGAAUUUAAUUUUAUCAAUUCUAGUGGAUAUUGUGAUUGGAUAUUUCAUCUUAGAAUUAUUUUUAAAGGAUAAUGAUAAAAAAGAUCUGGGAUACCUUUUAAUGGGAUUUUUGGAGAAAUUGGUAAAUUCAAUGUAUUCUUUGUUGAAAUGGUUGAUGGGUUCUCCAGCUGGCCUUAAAUUGAAUAAUGCAUUCAACAAAAUGCUUGGAAAAUAUUUUUCCUAUCACAUUGAACUUUGGUGGCUAUUUUUAGGCGUGUCAGGGGAAAAAUUAGACAUUAUAUUACAUCUGUACAAAUAUGUAGGUUACCUUGGAUUCACAUUUCAAGCUGCCAUAAUAGCUGAUAUGAUAUGCUUAGCAACAUUCCAUUCAUAUUGUAUAUAUGUAUAUGCUGCAAGGCUAUUUGACAUUCAAAUAUCGGGACUAACGGCACUACUCAGGCUGUUUGUAGGCAGAAAAUAUAAUCCAUUAAGAGGUGGUGUAGAUUCGUGUGAAUAUACCAAUCAAGAACUUUUUGUAGGCACAGUUGCAUUUACGAUUUUGUUAUUGUUGUUGCCUACAACUAUCAUGUAUUAUAUAGUGUUUACCUUGUUCCGAGUGUUUUCUAUCUUAGUCCAAUAUAUACUUGCCAAAUCUAUCUAUUUAAUACAAACAUUACCUCUAUAUGUAAUUAUCCUGUGGUUAACACGAUCAUCAAAAGUAGCGGGAAAUGUAUUAAUUGAAGAGGUAAAAAAUGCACAGACUUCUGUUUUAUUACUUAGAUUAAAAUUAUUUAACAAAUCCAUACGAGAUUUGAUAACACACUUUCGGCCUCCUGUGGAUGAAUCAAAGCAUAUUGAAUGGAGCAAUAUGCUAUCAAAUAUUGUAACUGGGAAACAAAUUAUUUAA